Molecule: messenger RNA, 363 nt
Organism: Gregarina niphandrodes
Lineage: Eukaryota; Apicomplexa; Conoidasida; Eugregarinorida; Gregarinidae
Product: putative transmembrane protein
Exons: 1
Source: RefSeq, a predicted model, not a curated record
ACUACCGAGUCGACCUUCGCGUCGUCGACGUCUGCUGAUACGAAGACUACCGAGUCGACCUUCAUGUCGUCGACGUCUCCUGAUACCAAGACUACCGAGUCGACCUCCUCGUCCACCAGCAGUGGCUUCUUGCCUGUUCCGGUUCCGGUGCCCGGCACUGAUGGUAAGUGGGGCCCUGCUUCGAUUGCCGGAGCAACGGCUGGUGUGGUCGCUGGAGUUGCGGUAGUCGGCGGUUUCUUAUGGUCUGCUGCACCUUGGAGGCGUACAUCUGCCGAUGCGGGUUUGAAUCAGCAGGUGGAGGUCCCCGAGACUCUGGAGGAGAGAGAAACGGUCGAUGAGAUUGAAGGCGGAAUGUUUGAGUAA